CUUCUCCUCACUUACAUACACCAAACCUGCUCGGCGCUUCAACCUCAUGCUCGUCGCGGAACAUACACAGAGGCGGCCACGAUGUCCGUCUGGAACCCAGAGAAUGUCAUCGACGUCGCGGAAUCAGUAGGCAUCGCAUCUCUGAACAAAGAUGUCGUGGAGCACCUGGCACGAGACGUGGAGUACCGCAUGAGCCAGGUUUUGAACGAGGCUCUCAAGUUUAUGCGACACGCCAAGCGUACGACCCUCACCACACAAGAUGUCUCGCAAGCGCUGCGAUUGCUGGACGUGGAACCGCUCUAUGGCUACGAGAGCACGCGACCACUGCGCUUCGGCGAAGCGAGCAUUGGGCCGGGACAGCCACUGUUCUAUGUGGAAGAUGAGGAGGUGGAUUUCGAGAAGCUGAUCAAUGCGCCUCUGCCGAGAGUGCCGCGAGAGAUGAGCUUCACGGCGCAUUGGCUGGCUGUUGAAGGUGUGCAGCCUAGUAUUCCGCAGAACCCGCUUACGGACCCACGGUCGGCGGAGCUCGCUGCGAAAGGCUCUGGUGCAAACUCUACGCUCGCGGCUAUCAGCGGAAAUGAUAACGUCUCCGUCAAGCCGUUGGUCAAGCAUGUUUUGUCGAAGGAGCUGCAGCUUUACUUUGAGAGGAUAUGCAGUGCUGUGCUUGACGAGGGCAACGACGAGUACCGCUCGGCAGCUUUCGUGUCACUACGCACAGAUACUGGCUUGCACCAACUGGUGCCAUACUUUGUCCAAUUUGCGGCAGACAAGGUAACCCACAACCUGAAGAGCAUCUUCGUCCUUAGCCAGACCAUGCAGCUGCUCGACGCAUUGCUCGACAACAAGAGUUUAUACCUUGCGCCCUACGUGCCUGGCAUCAUACCCUCGGUACUUACGUGUUUGAUCGGCAAGCAUCUCGGCUCGCCUGCACAGGAUGGAGCAACCACACAUUUCGCACUACGCGACUACGCAGCAUCCCUGCUGAGCAAGAUUGCACGUCAGUACGCCUCCAGCUCUUCCACGCUUAAGCCCAGGAUCGCACGAAGUUGUCUAAAGAGUUUCCUCGACUCCCACAAACCGUACGGUACUCACUACGGCGCCAUCCUCGGCUUGACAAUGAUUGCCGGCGCUGAAGGCGUGCGUGCGCUCAUCUUGCCGAACCUCAAGGCGUACGACAUGCAUCUACUGGAAGGCAUGAACGACGACUCGAAGAAGGAGCAGGCGGAGUAUGUCGUGCAAGCGCUUAUGCGCGCGUUGGAGAUGCUGGAGGAGGAUGUGGUCGCUAUGGAGGGCUUGACGCAGACGAACGGCCAUCCCGAAGGCGAAGCGCUGAGUGAGCGCCUCGUGGACGCUGUAGGUGGCGUUCUCGCACCAAGGAUAUUGGCAAGUGGCCGGCAGAGUUUCAUCAGUGCUGCAUUGGAGAAGGAUCUUGACGUCUAGGGGACGCCGGAUGGGACCGAUGAUUCUCGUGGCAGUAGUGAGACGAUUAGGCACGAGAGUGUCGCGAGCGCCGUAUCGAGUGUUACUCUUGGGCCUGAAUGAGGGUUUAGCGAGGUGUUGGUGGGAAGCUUUUUGGGUACGUCACUGCUCGAUGUAUAUUGUCUUUGGCGGCUGAGCUGCUUAUGUCUGCAUAUCACUGUACUAUCCAGUGCCAUCACGGCGCGGCUGUUGACGAUAACACGCAAACGGCC
Baudoinia panamericana UAMH 10762 is the source of this 1691-nucleotide messenger RNA. RefSeq lists its product as uncharacterized. Gene Ontology annotation, molecular function: transcription coactivator activity; protein heterodimerization activity; RNA polymerase II general transcription initiation factor activity. Gene Ontology annotation, biological process: transcription initiation at RNA polymerase II promoter; RNA polymerase II preinitiation complex assembly. Gene Ontology annotation, cellular component: transcription factor TFIID complex; SLIK (SAGA-like) complex; SAGA complex. The coding region runs from base 82 to 1440 and encodes 452 amino acids. The transcript has a single exon. The record is from RefSeq and is a predicted model, not a curated record. NCBI's taxonomy places the organism in Eukaryota, Fungi, Ascomycota, Dothideomycetes, Mycosphaerellales, Teratosphaeriaceae.